AUCCAUAUAAAUACCCAACAGUGCGAUCUGGUGUGACAUAGAUUGCUGGGCAUAAGCCAGAAGGAAGAAGAUGACGAGAAAGGACACCUUGUUUCUUGUCACUUGCAUAGGAGUCUUAGGCCUGUCGUCUGCACUUCUGAAGUCAAUUCCGUUUCCGGUCGAGUUAGAAGAAUGCUACAAAUUACGCUCUUACAACAUGACGCCAUCUGAUUCGGUUGCCAUUAGUAUACAGAAUUUCUGCUUUCGAAAUUUUCAAUAUACGCAGCUAUCUGCUGGUAAAAUAUGGUCCGGUCCAAACAUCACACAAGACGGAAUUAACUAUAUUAAUAGUUUAUUCCGACAAAUCUUUGCUGAAGCAAGGGAGGUAGAAAAAUACAACAGAAAAGGUGGGCGUCACAAACGACAAGCAUUCCCUGGAAGAUACAGACGAGAGGUGCGAAGUCCAGGGGCUUUACAGCGGUUUGCAGCUUGUAUUAAUCGACUACAGAGAGAGUCUGUCGAAGAGAAUGAAAGGAGAAACACUUACCAAACAUUCUCUGUUUUCCAUUCCGGACCAUCACUGAGAAGUGCUCACGAUGGUCCCGCUUUUCUCCCAUGGCACAGGAUCUACUUACUACUCCUCGAGACAGCAUGUAGGUCCCCAAUCCCUUACUGGGAUUCUGCUCUUGAUCACGAGAUGGAAGAUCCUACCGAUUCAAUUCUUUGGAGUGACGAAUUGCUCGGAAAUGGUGACGGUGUGGUCACCAGUGGGCCUUUCCGAAACAUGCGAACACUUCUUGGAGGUCCCUUAAUCAGGAAUGUUGGAACAGGUGACAGCGCUCUAUUCACCAAGGAGGGUCUCAGAGCUGUUUUGAGUCGAAGAAAUUAUGGAGACAUAACGGAACCUAAAGUAGGACAAGACUAUGUUUUCAGUUUGGAGGGCCAUCAUAAUGGUCCACACAGCUGGGUUGGAGGCCAUCUAGGAACAGUGAAUACUGCACCGUACGAUCCUGUGUUUUACAUGCAUCAUGCUUUCAUUGAUGCAGUUUGGGAACAAUUUCGAGACCAGCAGGUCGCCAAUGGAAUUAAUCCAGAACGGGAUUAUCCUAACCCCCCUCAUCCUACAGGGCACGGACCUAAUGACAUAAUCGACUUUAGACCUUAUAUAUCUCCAGUAACUAAUAUUUUUGCUAUGUCGGAUAUUGUUGCAAAUCUUGUCAGAUAUGAACCUUUUCCAACCUGUAGGAAUGGAUGUAAUGGUAGUCCUUAUUUGCGUUGCCAAAGGACUUCUUCCGGUCAAGUCUGUGUAUCUAGAGAUCGGCCUGGUGCACAAUCGGGUAGGACCAAUUUCGCUGCUUUUGACUCAGAAGGUAUACGGCCUAUGUCAGACUCACUUAUGAUGGCUCAAGCAAGCGGGCCUAUUCCUGGUGGCUCUAGGUUCCGCACAGCGCCAUUUAAUGAUAGGCGAAAUGGAGGAAUUGUAAUGGGUACUGCUCCUGUUGCACCUGAAAUCCAGGCAGCUAGGAUGGAAGUGAGAGAAGUUGUUCAAGAACGUAAACGACGAGAUGUUUCCAAAAUAUCUCAAAAUGGUACAACCAAUGGUGCUCAUCAUCAAUCUGUUUCCUCCCUUCAACGGUCGUUUACAAACACUUUCCUCCUUGACGGAGAGCUAGAUCUUAAGCGAUGGGUUUAUGUGCCAGUUCGUAUUGUGCACACUAGAUCUCUAAAUGUCGACGGUGUUGACCCUACCUUUUAUGGAGAUGUAAGAUUGUCAGAUAAUGUUUGUCACACAGUUCAAUCUGGUGCUUCAAAAGUGUUUGUGGCUUCCAAUGGUUUAGAUUAUUUUGGAACAUAUAAAGAAUUUGUGAUAAUAGAUGAAAGGCAACCGGUUUCCGUUACAACAACUGCUGUAGGAAUAAAGAACCCGGAUUAUGGUGAAGGAGAGGUUCUGUUCACUGCAUAUGACUCUUGUGGAAGGCCAUGUCGUCCUUUGUGUUUGACGGAAAGCAAAGGACAACAGAAGUAUAAGGCUUGCUCUGGGGCUUUUAAGAUCUCGUCUGCUAAUCCUAAGAUGUAUAAACCUACGUAUAAAGAUGCCACAGCUGGUGACUGGAUACUGCACAAUUCGGUGGAUUCAUUUUCUUUGGAUCCACAAACUCCAAUUACUUUUGUAUGUGGAAAUAGUGAAACAUGGCCCUGGGAAUUUUAGAAUUUUUUACAUACAUGUAGAAUGGUUUGUCACAAAUUUUAUUGAUCUGUGCAACUUUGAGAAAAAUAAAGAUUUAGUAAAGUAACAGUUUAA
Messenger RNA from Saccostrea echinata, 2281 nucleotides. RefSeq lists its product as uncharacterized. The record is from RefSeq and is a predicted model, not a curated record. Gene Ontology annotation, molecular function: oxidoreductase activity. The transcript has 5 exons. Lineage: Eukaryota; Metazoa; Mollusca; Bivalvia; Ostreida; Ostreidae. The coding region runs from base 71 to 2188 and encodes 705 amino acids.